AUGGAGGAGCACCAGCCUCUUAUAUCACAAGAUGGAUCCAUGAGGAGAAAUCCACCAGAGAGAUGUCCCCCUCCUCUGUUUUCCCGGGCCUGUCCAGAGGAGAACAUCCCAGAGAAUCCUCAGAUGACAAACCAGAUGGAAGAUCUGAUUAUUAUUAAAGUGGAGGAUGAAGAAGAGUGGAUGAUCGGCGAUCCCCCGUGUAAGAGUGAUGUGGAGGAUGACAUUCCUGGAGAUGUUACUACAGGAAAUCCCAGUAGGAAUUCUGAAGGAAACUUCAUGUUACCACUAAAUUAUAAUGAAGAUGAAGAUAUCAUGCAGCGCUCUUCAGGAAAAAAACGUAAUAUACAUCCAGGACUUCAGAGUACAGAUCUAUCAUAUAAUCCCCUUAAUCAUCAAGAACCUUUUCCUGACCAAUCACAGAUUGUUAGCACAACUAAAGGUCAGAAAGGGGAUAAAGGGUUUCACUGUGUUAAAGAGUUCACAAAAAGCUCAGGCCUUUCUACAGACAGAAGAUUUCACACAAAGGAGAAGCCAUACUCCUGUUCAGAAUGUGGAAAAUGUUUUACAGAUAAAUCAAAUCUUGUUAGACAUGAGAGAAUUCACAGAGGAGAAAUGCCGUAUUCAUGUUCAGAAUGUGGAAAACGUUUUACAGAAAAAUCAAAUCUUGUUAGACAUGAGAGACGUCACACAGGAGAGAAGCUGUAUUCAUGUUCAGAAUGUGGGAAAUGUUUUACAGCUAAAUUAUGUCUUGUUACACAUAAGAGAAGUCACACUGGAGAGAAGCCAUAUUCAUGUUCAGAAUGUGGGAAAUGUUUUACCGAUAAAUCAAAUCUUGUUAGACAUGAGAGAUAUCACACAGGAGAGAAACCGUAUACAUGUUCAGAAUGUGGGAAAUGUUUUACACGGAAAUCAUAUCUUGUUACACAUGAGAGAAUUCAUAGAGGAGAGAGGCCAUAUUCAUGCUCUGAAUGUGGGAAAUGUUUUACAGAUAAAUCUAAUCUUGUUAUACAUGAAAGAAGACACACAGGAGGGAAGCCAUAUUCAUGUUCACUUUGUGGGAAAUGUUUCACAAAGAAAUCAAAUCUUGGUAGACACCAGAAAUUUCACACAGGAGAGAAACCAUAUUCGUGCUCAGAAUGUGGCAAAAGUUUUUCACAGAAAUCAUGUCUUGUUACACAUAAGAGAAGUCACACAGGAGAGAAGCCGUAUUCAUGUUCAGAAUGUGGGAAAUGUUUUACACAUAAAUCAUGUCUUGUUACACAUAAGAGAAGUCACACUGGAGAGAAGCCAUAUUCAUGCUCAGAAUGUGGGAAAUGUUUUUCCGAUAAAUCAAAUGUUGUUAGACAUGAGAGAAAUCACACAGAAGAGAAACCGUAUUCAUGUUCACUUUGUGGGAAAUGUUUUACAGAUAAAUCAGAUCUUGCUAGACAUGAGAGAAGUCACACAGGAGAGAAAUCAUAUUCAUGUUCAGAAUGUGGGAAAUGUUUUACACAGAAUUCACAUCUUGUUAAUCAUGAGAGAAUUCAUAGAAGAGAGAGGAAGCCAUACUCCUGUUCAGAAUGUGGGAAAUGUUUUACAGUUAAAUCACAUCUUGUUAUACAUGAAAAAAGUCACACAGGAGAGAAGCCAUAUUCAUGUUCAGAAUGUGGGAAAUGCUUUACACAUAAAUCACAACUUGUUAUACAUGAAAGAAGUCACACAGGAGAGAAGCCAUAUUUAUGUUCCCUUUGUGGCAAAUGUUUCGCACAGAAAUCAAAUCUUGUUAAACAUCAGAAAUUUCACACAGGAGAGAAACCAUAUUCAUGUUCAGAAUGUGGGAAAUGUUUUAGACAGAAAUCACAUUUUUAUAUACAUCAGAGAUUUCACACAGGAGAGAAGCCAUAUUUGUGUUCAGAAUGUGGGAAAUGCUUUACAGAUAAAUCAAGUCUUGUUUUACAUAAGAGAAGUCACACAGGAGAGAAGCCGUAUCCAUGUUCAAAAUGUGGGAAAUGUUUUACACGAAAAUCAAAUCUUGUUACACAUGAGAGAAUUCACACAGGAGAGAAGCCGUAUUCAUGUUCAGAAUGUGGGAAAUGUUUUAGAGACAAAUCAAGUCUUGUCACACAUGAGAGAAUUCACACAGGAGAGAAACCAUAUUCUUGUUCAGAAUGUGGGAAAUGUUUUACAGAUAAGUCAUAUUUUGUUAGACAUGAGAGAUUUCACACAGGAGAGAAGCCAUAUUCAUGUUCACUUUGUGGAAAAUGUUUUACUGAUAAAGCACAUCUUGUUAUACAUCAGAGAACUCACACAGCAGAGAAGCCGUAUUCAUGUUUAGAAUGUGGGAAAUGUUUUACACGGAAAUCACAUCUUGUUAAACAUGAGAGAAUUCACAGAGGGGAGAAGCCAUACUCCUGUUCAGAAUGUGGGAAAUGUUUUACAGUUAAAUCACAUCUUGUUAGACAUGAAAGAAGUCACACAGGAGAGAAACCAUAUUCAUGUUCAAAAUGUGGGAAAUGCUUUACACAUAAAUCAAAUCUUGUUAUACAUGAGAGAAGUCACACAGGAGAGAAACCAUAUUCAUGUUCAGAAUGUGGGAAAUGUUUUACACAGAGAUCACAUUUUUAUAGACAUCAGAGAUUUCACACAGGAGAGAAGCCAUAUUUAUGUUCAGAAUGUGGGAAAUGUUUUACACAGAAAUCAAAUCUUGUUACACAUAAGAGAAGUCACACAGGAGAGAAGCCGUAUCCAUGUUCACAAUGUGGGAAAUGUUUUACACAGAAAUCAAAUCUUGUUACACAUGAGAGAAGUCACACAGGAGAGAAGCCGUAUUCAUGUUCAGAAUGUGGGAAAUGUUUUCGAGACAAAUCAAGUCUUGUCACACAUGAGAGGAUUCACACAGGAGAGAAACCAUAUUCUUGUUCAGAAUGUGGGAAGUGUUUUAUAGAUAAGUCAUAUUUUGUUAGACAUGAGAGAUUUCACACAGGAGAGAAGCCAUAUUCAUGUUCACUUUGUGGGAAAUGUUUUAUUGAUAAAGCACUUCUUGUUAGACAUCAGAGAACUCACACAGCAGAGAAGCCGUAUUCAUGUUCAGCAUGUGGGAAAUGUUUUACACGGAAAUCACAUCUUGUUAAACAUGAGCUAAUUCACACAGGAGAGAAGCCAUAUUCAUGUUUAAAAAUUGGGAAAUGUUUUACAGAAAAAUCAGAUCUUGUUACACAGGAGAGAAGCCGUAUUAAUGUUCAGAAUGUAUGAAAUGUUUUAUAGAUAGAUUUGUUAGACAUGAGACAGAUCACACAGGAGAGAAAUCAUAUUCAUGUUUAGAAUGUGGGAAAUGUACAGAUAAAUCAGAUCUUGGUAGA
Molecule: messenger RNA, 3338 nt
Organism: Bufo bufo (common toad)
Lineage: Eukaryota; Metazoa; Chordata; Amphibia; Anura; Bufonidae
Product: zinc finger protein 585A-like
Exons: 8
Coding region: 1-3231 (1076 amino acids)
Biological process (GO): regulation of transcription by RNA polymerase II
Molecular function (GO): DNA-binding transcription factor activity; RNA polymerase II cis-regulatory region sequence-specific DNA binding
Source: RefSeq, a predicted model, not a curated record